GGGGCCGGAGGCGGGACCGUCUGAGGAAGCCCGGCGCGCUAUUGGGCGGCUACCCGCCCCUCGGCUCCGGAGUAGGCUGAGCCGGGAGGGUCCUCGGCUAAAGCCCCAAGCCGAUCCAAGAGGUGGGACUCGCGUCGCGGCCGUGGAGACGUGAAGCUCUCGCCCUAGGCCUCCCUGCCGACCCGUCCGCGCGGCGCCCGCCAUGGAGAAGACGGAGCUGAUCCAGAAGGCCAAGCUGGCCGAGCAGGCCGAGCGCUACGACGACAUGGCCACCUGCAUGAAGGCCGUGACGGAGCAGGGCGCCGAGCUGUCCAACGAGGAGCGCAACCUGCUCUCGGUGGCCUACAAGAACGUGGUGGGCGGCCGCCGCUCGGCCUGGAGGGUCAUCUCGAGCAUCGAGCAGAAGACGGACACGUCGGACAAGAAGCUGCAGCUGAUCAAGGACUACCGGGAGAAGGUGGAGUCGGAGCUGCGCUCCAUCUGCACCACGGUGCUGGAAUUGUUGGAUAAGUAUUUGAUAGCCAAUGCAACUAAUCCAGAGAGUAAGGUCUUCUAUCUGAAAAUGAAGGGAGAUUAUUUCCGGUACUUGGCUGAAGUUGCAUGUGGUGAUGAUCGAAAACAAACGAUAGAUAAUUCCCAAGGAGCUUACCAGGAGGCAUUUGAUAUAAGCAAGAAAGAGAUGCAGCCCACACACCCAAUCCGCCUGGGCCUGGCUCUCAACUUCUCCGUAUUCUACUAUGAGAUCCUUAAUAACCCAGAGCUUGCCUGCACGCUGGCUAAAACGGCUUUUGAUGAGGCCAUUGCAGAACUUGAUACACUGAAUGAAGACUCCUACAAAGACAGCACCCUCAUCAUGCAGUUGCUUAGAGACAAUUUAACAUUAUGGACGUCAGACAGUGCAGGAGAAGAAUGUGACGCAGCGGAAGGGGCUGAAAACUAAACGGAUACAGGGUGUCAUCGUUCCCUUCACGAAACCUUUUUACACAUCUCCAUUCCUUCCUCCACUUGGAUUUCCUAGAGCAAAGAAGCCCGUUCAUGUGUAUGGGAUCAACUGUUUAUAGUCUCUUCACACCGCAGCUUCGGGAAAACUCCAUCCCUUGGUUUGUGUUUGUCUUGGCCUUCUCGGUGUGCAGUUACUGCUGUAGAAAAGUAUUAAUAGCUUCAUUUUAUGUAAACACAAGUAACUUCCACACUUAUGUAGAGGACUGAAAAUGUAUCUGGUAUUUAAGUAAUCUGAACCAGUUGCAAGUGACUGUGUUUUGUAUUACUGUGAAGACAUGAAAGUGUAGUUAAUUGCAAUUGAAAGAAUGUUCUACAUAAUUCUUAGUUUCUACAUUCCCUCUCUUACUCUUUUUCAGGGGUUUCCUUUCAGUAAGCAACUUUUCCAUGUUCUUAAUGUAUUCCUUUUUAGUAGGAAUCCAGAAGUAUUAGGUUGAAUGGAAAAGCACUUGACAGUUGUGGGAUGGGGUGGGGGGGUCCACAAAUUGGAAUGUCUCCUGUAUCAUAUCACAGAGGUCACGAAUAGGUGACAACAGGGAGUUUCCUUAUUCACUCUUUGUUUGCUGCUGUUUAAGUUGACAAAUUCUCUCCCAAUAAAAAUUCACUUACACCUCC
This is a messenger RNA of Ochotona princeps (American pika), 1614 nucleotides long. It is a transcript of the gene YWHAQ, whose product is annotated as tyrosine 3-monooxygenase/tryptophan 5-monooxygenase activation protein theta. The record is from RefSeq and is a predicted model, not a curated record. Bases 203 to 940 code for a protein of 245 amino acids. Gene Ontology annotation, cellular component: cytoplasm. Gene Ontology annotation, biological process: signal transduction. Lineage: Eukaryota; Metazoa; Chordata; Mammalia; Lagomorpha; Ochotonidae. The transcript is spliced from 6 exons.